This is a messenger RNA of Lotus japonicus, 3735 nucleotides long. RefSeq lists its product as uncharacterized. The coding region runs from base 202 to 3435 and encodes 1077 amino acids. NCBI's taxonomy places the organism in Eukaryota, Viridiplantae, Streptophyta, Magnoliopsida, Fabales, Fabaceae. The transcript is spliced from 16 exons. The record is from RefSeq and is a predicted model, not a curated record.
CGCAUGUGUGUCUGCUCUGCACACAGACCGUACUUUCAGACAGCAAUUCUCACUCCUCCUCACUUCACAGAAACCUCAACCUGCUGUUGCAACUACAAGAACCUGUUCAUGUAAAGUGUAGCUCCUUUUCAGUCAACCACACCAGUAAAAUCCCCAACUGUAGCUCUUUGGUGACUGGAAUUGAAAAUAAGUCUGUAUAAGAUGGCUUCAUCAGAUGUAUGCCCCCCUGAGGAUGCAGUGAAGGCAUUCAUAGAACACUUGGUUGAUUCAAUGCUGCCAUCAAAACCGACUCAAGAUAAUCCCUCACUAUCUCAACUGCAGGAAGUUGCAAAACAAGUGCGCUCUGUUGUGUUACUAUACAACUACUACCAUCGGAAACAGCAUCCAGAGCUAGCAUUUCUGGCAUUUGAUGAAUUUUGCAAGUUGGCUGUGGAUCUGAAUCCAACUCUGUCAGCACAUAUAAAACCCAAGCAGAUACCUGAUGAAAUGAAGCUUGUUGAUGCGGAUGUGCGGCCGUCGUUAAUAGAAAAAGAGAUCUUGAAUGCUUGUAAUAUAUGUGCGUGCUUGGAUGCAUCGAAAAAUGUACCUGAUAUAGAGGGAUGGCCCAUUUCUAAAGUUUCUGUCCUUUUAAUCGACAAUAAGAACGAAAACUUCUAUUUGAAUUUUGGUUCAAUCACUCAGGGGGUAUGGUCAAUGGUUGAAAAAGAUAUGGGUACCUCUGCUCAAAGUUGUGAAGUAGCUACUAAAUUUUUUUAUACAUACAAAAAGAGAAAAUCUGUUCAGAAGACUUCAAAAAAUGAAUUAAAUGUCGGUGAAGACAGAUUUUUGCAAGCUGGGUAUGCUGCUGUAAAGGAAGCUGCAGGUUUGAAUAAGACUGAUAUUAUGCUUAUGGGAAGUUACACUGUAUAUUCUCAGAGCAAGGAAAAGACAGCUUCUCGAUUUUAUAUAAUGAAGUGUUCUCAGACUCAGUUGAUCAAUAAGGAGUUUACUCCGAUUCCUAUCAAAGAUGUAAUUGAAAGGUUGCGGGGUCCUUUGGUCCAAAGGAGUAUUAACAGUUGGAUUGUCACCUCAGCUGUUGAGUACUUCCAUAUGCUUCCAUACUCUGAGAUAAUCUCGGAGUGGAUUUCUAGAGAAACAUCCUCAAAUAGUUUGCAAGCUUCAAAGCUGGCAGAGAAAAAUAUGAUGGUGGAGAGCCCUGAAGUGACAGAAUUGUUUGUAAGUAGCGAGGGCGUGUCUGUUGGCCUUGAUAACCAGAUAAGAUGUGAUACUAUUGAAGCUCUUAAUCAGAAAGAGAACAAUGGCUGCAAGGAAGCGCAGGAUAUGGAUGUGGACAACUCUUCAGUUCUUCCAUCUGAAAAUAUAGAAGAAUGCCAGAUUAUCGCUAAUAAUUUACAAGUUAUUGAAUAUGAAGAAAUAGAAAAUUCAGCUGUUCAACAUUAUAAAAUGGCUUCAUCAGAUGUAUGCCCCCCUGAGGAUGCAGUUAAGGCAUUCGUAGAAUUCUUGGUUGAUCCAAUGCUGCCAUCAAAACCUACCCGAGAUAAGCCCUCACCAUCUCAACAGCAGAAAGUUGCAAAACAGGUGCACUCUGUUGUGUUACUAUACAACUACUACCACCGGAAACAGCAUCCAGAGCUAGCAUUUCUGACAUUUGAUGAAUUUUGCAAGUUGGCUGUGGAACUGAAACCAACUCUGUCAGCACAUAUAAAAUCCAAGCAGAUACCAGAUGAAAUGGAGCUUGUUGAUGAGGAUGAGCGGCCGUCGCUAACAGAAAAUGAGAUCUUGAAUGCAUGUAAUACAUGUGCGUGCUUAGAUGCAUCGAAAAAUGUACCUGAUACAGAGGGAUGGCCCAUUUCUAAAGUUGUUGUCCUUUUAAUCGACAAUAAGAACGAAUACUUCUAUUUGAAUUUCGGUUCAAUCACUCAAGGGGUAUGGUCAAUGGUUGAAAAAGAUGUGGAUACAUCUACUCAAAGUUGUGAAGUGACAACUGGAACUAAAUAUACAUACACAGAGGGAAGAUCUGUUCAGAAGACUUCAAAAAAUGAAUUUAAUGUCGGUGAAGACAGUUUUUUGCAAGCUGGGUAUGCUGCUGUAAAGGAAGCUGCAGGUGUGAAUAAGACUGAUAUUAUGCUUUUGGAAAGCUACACUGUUUAUUCUCAGAGCAAGGAAAAGACAGCUUCUCGCUUUUAUAUAAUGAAGUGCUCUCAGACUCAGUUGAUCAAUAAGGAGUUCACUCCAAUUCCUAUCAAAGAUGUAAUUGAAAGGUUGCAGGGUCCUUUGGUCCAAAGGAGUUUUAACAGUUGGAUUGUCACCUCUGUUGUUGAGUACUUCCAUAUGCUUCCAUAUUCUGAGAUAAUCUCGGAGUGGAUUUCUAGAGAAACAUCCUCACACAGUUUGCAAGCUUCAAAGAUGGCAGAGAACAAUGUGAUGGCGGAGAGCCCUGAAGUGACAGAAUUGUAUGUAAGUGGCGAGGGCUUGUCUGUUUGCCUUGAUAACCAGCCAAGAUGUGAUACUACGGAAGAUCUUAAUCAGAAGGAGAACAAUGGCUGCAAGGAAGCCCGGGAUAUGGAUGUGGACAACUCUUUAGUUCUUCCAUCGGAAGAUAUAGAGGAAUGCCAGAAUAUCACUAACAAUUUACAAGUUGUUGAAUAUAAAGAAAUAGAAAAUUCAUCUGUGCAACAUUACUCAAAUGGAUCCACAAGCCCAUUCGAGUGUUUGUCAUCUCUCAUCCAGCUACAUGGCAUUGGGUUUGAGGCUAAGAAGGUUGAUUCAAUGAUCAUCCCUGAGGGUGGAAUCAAUGAUCAAUCUGCUCUUGAUAAGAUCUGUGCCAAUACCACUCUCGAAAAUAAUUCCAUAGAAGACUGUGCCUUGAUUGCAAAAAAAUCUAACUUGGAUCUUGAUAAGCUCCAAAUUUUUCUUGCUUCAAAGAUGAAGACAUUGUCACAAACUGCCCUCAAUGCUCUUAUAGGAAAGAGGAAUGCACUGGCUCUUCAGCUCCGCAUGAUAGCAGAUGAGAUUGCUCUGUGUGAUAUGAAAAUUCAGAGAAUCAGUGGUGGCGAAGAUGUCUUGGCAUUAAAGAUAGAUUCUAUAAUAGAAGGCUGUAAUGAUACAUGGGUAAGAAAUCAAGGAAGUAUGUGCCCACUUAUUGAGGAUCAAUGCUUUCCUCCAUAUGCUAAGAGGAAAAGAUUGACAGAUGCCGUGCUUAUGCAAAGUCCUUGCCAGGAACUAGAUGGUGUAUGUCAUGCAAAUAACUGGAUCCUACCAACUUAUAGUUUAUCGCAAUCAGCUGGUGGAUUCCAAGCUAAUUUAACAGUUAAAGGACCUGACUUUGAGAGUUCAUGUGGGGGUAACAUUUGUUGCCAUCCUCGUGAAGCUAGAGAAUCAGCUGCUGCUCAGAUGUUGGUCAACUUAAGAAGUAUGGCAAGAUCAGCUCAGUGAAUUUGGCUUAAUUUCGAAUUUGGAAGCGUAGAAAGGGCUUGUUUUUUGGGUGUGUUUGCCUUUGGAUUCUCAAGGUUUUGCAGACAGUGUUGUUAUGGUUGAUUGGUAAAUCGAUCUACAUAUAUUAGGUACCGUUUGUCGUGACUUUUUUUUUGUCUGUCUUAAAAGCUACUUUUAAGUAAAAAGAUUCAACUAAGUUUAAUAAAGCUUCUAAGUAGGUCAAUUUUGAUUUUAUAAGUAGACUUAAAUAUGUUUAGAUCCUCAGAAAUAAAGGGGAAUCUAAAUUGGUCUCUAUCAAAA